Plodia interpunctella (Indianmeal moth) is the source of this 847-nucleotide messenger RNA. RefSeq lists its product as uncharacterized. The record is from RefSeq and is a predicted model, not a curated record. The transcript is spliced from 3 exons. NCBI's taxonomy places the organism in Eukaryota, Metazoa, Arthropoda, Insecta, Lepidoptera, Pyralidae. The coding region runs from base 132 to 677 and encodes 181 amino acids.
AUAGGGCUUCAUAUGAAAGGCUUUCACUCCUACCGUUACAUAACCCAUGCACUGGUCAUGACCGUGUCAGUGCAGUGCACGCGGUCAAACGGAUUACCUAACUCGAGGUUUUUGUGGUGCAGUUCGUCGAUAUGUUUGCCAGAUUGGAAUGGUUCUCCAUAUCUGUAUUGGUGUGCUGCGUGCAGAGCGCGGUACUGGACCCCGCGCUGUACCUGUCGCCGAGCCCACCCAUGUCUCCCACCAGUGAUGACCUGUCUCCAGGGGACCUGUGGACACAGUCCUUCGCUUCCAGGAGAGAACGCGACGCGGAAAACUUCGUUCUUCCAGAACUAGAAGCUGCAACGGAACCAAAAGAACUAACUGGAAAAGCGAAAUCAUUCUGGCCAGCCUUGCGGUCACCUGACUACACCCUGCGGGGUAUCCACAUUCCCCUCACAUUCAGUAUAUCUGGCAGAUACGGAAAUGGCUUUGGCACUGGAGUUAUUGGCAGCAGUUAUGCAAGUGUAUCGAGUGAUGACACGAACAUAUUUGGGAAUUAUGGGAAGUCUGCCCUAGCAGGCAGUAGCUAUGGAAAUUACGGAGCGGGCUACCCUGGAAUUAGGGUGUUCGGAGGUGCUGCGAAAACUGGAUGGAGCGGAUGGGGUAAUGGCAAAUGGGGGCACUAUGGUAAGGGGUAAAUAUUUCUUUUGCCUAUAAUUAUUAUAAAUUAAGUAAGUACAUAGAAUAAGUCUUCCUCUUGAUCUCUACAGCUUACUCGUACGUAGGUAUGUAAUGUAAAGCAUAGGUACACCUAUUUCUUACAAGAAGUUCUACCUCAGUUUUUAUCUUCUUCUAUAUUUUAGCAUUU